AUGUGGAAGUUGGAAUGGGACGUUAUGGGAGUGAAGGUCGAUGGUCGAGAGCUACACCAUUUGCGCCUUACUGAUGACAGACUGGAUCUGCAAAAGACGAUGUUCAUGCGUAACGGAUGGGUCUCAGAUGCCCCAUUCACGCUCAACAGAACAAACAUAUCCGAAUGCACCAGCUACGUUUAUCUGGGUCGGGAAUUGAACAUGAAGAACGACCUGACCUCUGAGCUGGGCAGAAGGAAACGAGCGAUCAUGCAAACUGUUGGCUACUAUUUAAGCAGCCGUUUUCAUGGGUGUUUUCACUUUCUGAAGAAGAUUUCUGUGUCUUCACUUUUCGCCACGGAGAAGAAGGAGAAAACGAGUAAAAAGAUGAGCGGGAGAAAGACUAACAUAAAGGUCAUUCCACAUAUUGAUCCAUAA
Molecule: messenger RNA, 417 nt
Organism: Necator americanus (New World hookworm)
Lineage: Eukaryota; Metazoa; Nematoda; Chromadorea; Rhabditida; Ancylostomatidae
Exons: 5
Coding region: 1-417 (138 amino acids)
Source: RefSeq, a predicted model, not a curated record